Messenger RNA from Rhipicephalus sanguineus (brown dog tick), 3458 nucleotides. Its product is annotated as GTP-binding protein Rhes. Gene Ontology annotation, molecular function: GTP binding; GTPase activity. The coding region runs from base 455 to 1339 and encodes 294 amino acids. NCBI's taxonomy places the organism in Eukaryota, Metazoa, Arthropoda, Arachnida, Ixodida, Ixodidae. The record is from RefSeq and is a predicted model, not a curated record. The transcript has 4 exons.
ACCACAUCGUGAGCCGUUGCGGAGCACCGAGCUUGACAGGGAUCGCACCUAGUUUCGAUUUUCACUCAGCUGUUCGUAUAUCGCCGGACAGUGUUAACCGUUUCUGAGUCGACAGUAAGGAACAUUGGUGCAAGUCUCCGUGGACAAGGGAUACGUCUGACUAGAAGGAAGAAAACAAGCCCUGCAAAAAAGCGGCCCUCAACGAGGACCGGACGCUAGAUCAACUGGACCAGGUGAUCUGAUCUCGGCACGGAGUACAAGUGGACGUCAUAGAGCCGAAUGCGUUACGACAAAAAGAAUUGGUCUCAACAGUGACCGAUAGAAAAGUGGCUCUGUUCCCUGGGACAAAGACCAAGAAGGACGUGGCUUUUUUAGGAGAGCAAACGUUGUCGAAGAGCUGGGCGUCACGGAUCCUCUGUUCUUCCUCACCACGAAUGAGGCCUGCGGGGUGUUCAUGGAGCCGACGAAUUUCCGGAGAUGGUCAGUCUUCGGGUACUCUCAGCUAUCGGGGGAGUCCCUCGAGGAUAGAAGAGAUUCCGCCGCGCAUCUCUCCAAGAGCGAGCGCCCAAAGCGGGGUGGAAAGAAGAAGCACCAGCAGCCCGACAGCGAACACACGCACGAGAUGCCGACCCUGAGCGGACUGCACCUGCCUUCGUCGAGCCCCACUGGUAACGGUGGAGUCGCUGCCCCCGGAACGUGCCACCCGUCGACGACAGUCCGCAUCACCGUGAUGGGAGCGGCCCGCGUCGGCAAGUCCUCGCUCAUCCAACAAUUCUUCUACGGCCGGGUGCCGAAGCAGCACAACGCCACCGUGGAGGAGCUGCACAGGCGAGACUACGGCGCCGCCAAUGGAGGGCGCCAUAGGCUCACCCUGGAGCUUCUGGAUACCAGCGGGAGUUACCAGUUCCCGGCCAUGAGGCAGCUGGCCAUCACGACGGCGCAAGCUUUCAUACUGGUCUACGCCAUCGACGACAUGGAGUCCUUCGAAGAGGUUCGUCGCCUUCGAAGCGAAAUCCAAGAGGCCCGUGCCGAACUCGGCAAGGGGAUGCCCCCGGUGGUCAUCGUGGGCAACAAGGCAGAUCUGGCGCACAGACGCACCGUGGGCUACGAAGUGGCCGAGACCGUCGCCACGAUCGACUGGGAGCACGGCUACGUGGAGUGCUCGGCCCUCGAGGGUCUCAACGUGACGGAAGUCUUUCACGAAGUGCUCAUGCAAAGCAAGCUUCCCGAGGUCCUAUCGAACUCGAACCGGCGGCGACAGUCGUGCCCGGCGCAGGUACACUCGCACAAGAGGUUGUACAGCAACGGAACCAAGAGGCACAGCUGCAUCAUCUCGUGAACUACCUCGUGGACUUGUGCGUUAAGCGAUUCUCACAAAAAAAUGUUUCGUGUGUGUCCUAGCAGUGUCACGGUGUCCAAAGCAAAUCUUCGUAAUACGUUGACCAAACGCCUUCAGUGGGAAAGCGAAAGCUUCGCUUUUGCGAGGGAUAAGCCCAAACAUGGUCCCGCUCUCUCGUCAUAUCUAGGAGCUGGCGCCUGGUCAGACUGGGUGUCUUAGUAUAUUUUUCCUCCUCCGUGUAAAAGUGUGGUACUCUGACUUGUUGAUGAAAGUGUUGGCUAAGCCAUUUUGCAGGCCGAGAAACGUAACCCUUGCUUCUGUUUGAGCACGCAAACUUUACGAUCUUCGCCAGGCUACGAUAGAUCGAGGGAUCGAAACUUUCACCAAGAUGGCGUGUUGACAAAUAAACUAAUCCAGCCAAAACUGUCCGGCAUGUUCGAGUGAACCUUUUACUCCUCGCAACGCUGAGGAAGAGGAAAGUACAAAAAUAGUCAGUCCGAACGCCCCCAACGACACCUUAGUGGGCCCCACAUUACAGGGUACCCUGAGUUAAAGUACAGGCACUUGAGAGACGCACGGUCAGCGCUGUUUCACACCCUACACUUUUAACGCACAGCAUUGUAGCUCUACCUGAAUGUCAUGCACCUGGACAUACAUGUAUGGCAUGAUGAUGAAGGCGGUAGAUGUGAACAGUGGGGUGAUAUGUACAAAAAGAGCGAGAUGCCUUAUUUAUUUAGAAGACACGUUACGUGAGCGACCAACGCGCCUAGUGUUUUCGUUGCGCAGAAAUAGAAACAUCUGGAUGCCAGCAGUGAAUCUGUUGAUAAGGUGACUGUGACCUUCAGGAUACGUUGGCAACGUUUGCGAAUGUACUGAUGCAGAACAAUCAAUGUCAGUUUGUCUUUGUACAGCGUGAAAUGCACUGUCAGUUGUUUCUCACUCUUUCUCCUAGAGUCUAUUUGAGGAACUCCGUCUGACGAUGCUUUCGGAUUCAUUGUCGGUGAACAUCAACUGCGUCGUUUCGCUUCGCAUCUAUGUAUAUGCACGCUCGAGGAAUCACAAUGAUAUUCAAGGGAUCGCUGUACAGUAGGUAUCACGCGGAAGGUUCCUUCGACAAUGUAUCGGUACAAAUGCAUGCCUCUGCUAAAUGUCCCCGCCGACAUUUCCAGUUUGAUAGGCAGCGAGAGAAUGCGUAUACGCUGGUUUUUCAUUGACGUAUUUGCUUUUCAAUCACAGUUCUGCGACAAAAUGUCACAGUAAAUGCCAUUGGACGCGAGCAUGUUACCGUUCUCCGUAGAUCAAACACAAAUAGCAAGCACGUACCUACCUUUCGUAAGACAAAAAGAAGUUCAGGGGGAAGAUCCGCGCUUGGAGAGAUGAAGCAUCCUUCUAUAGGGGGACGUCUCUGGAGCCGACGUUUCGGCAAGCGGUCUCGUCUUGGAGGCAGCAACUGUUGCUACCUUGAAGAAUAUCGGACCACUUAUCGAAACGCUUACUCCACCUACACCCCCUGUUCAAGAAUUUUUCAUCCUAUUUUGCGUAAAAGGUUGUCGCGCCAACGUCAGACUAGCAAUUAGAACCAAACCGGAAAUGUUAUCUUAAGAGACAGAAGAAAUUCGGUUGUGAAUUAGCACGAAGUUAGUAUGCUGCGCCAGCUUCCGUCUGUGAAACUUUGUGUCAGCAUAAUUACAGGAGCUUAAGCGACAGACACGUUUUCAAUCUCGCCACGUAAGCGUAGAUGUUUGUGUCCUUGUGUUUUUUUCUUGUCGUGAUUGUACUGCAUUUGUUGCACUGUGUUUGUGCGAGCAUGGCUUCUCGCAUCUGCAUACGAGAUCAAAACGUUUCUGUUGUGCACAUCAAAGUAAGACACACAUGUAAAUACACAGGGUCACUCCAUAACACUGAAGCUGCAUUUACAUGCCUGUGUGUACAUACACCCUGGAAGCCGCCCUUCUACUAUUUAAACCACGUGUAUUUUUGUAUAAUGUUACACUUGUCCUGUCAUUGUAAUAUACGGUCCAGUCCAGUAUUUAUUCCGCAAAAAGUAAUAUCUGCUUUCGAUCUGUAUUUUCUUUGUGCGCACUCAACGAGUCUUCUAAUAAAGAAAUUCUGAAAAAGA